GUCUGCGCAUGCGCGAGGUCACGCUGAGAGAGAGUCUUCUUCUGCUCGUCUUUCUUCUCUAACCUGCGCCUUUCGGGGUCGUGCAGCGAUCACCUUCAGAGAUUCAACAGCGAGGCGAGCUGCUCUGUAUGAUAUACUACGAGGAGGAUCCUCCUAAAACAGCGAGGAGUUAGGGAUGGGUUUCCUGCGGGAUCCGGAUCAGGAGGAAGUUGAUGAAGAUCUGGAGGUUAACUUUAAAGUCAGAAUCAGGAAAGCAGGCUUUAAAAGUUCAUAUUCAGUGAAGCUCCUCCCACAAUAAUCACAUGUUCAGUCCUUCAGAAAUAAAUGCUGGAAUAUUCCUUCGGUUUCUGAGUGAAGACGAGCAUCAGAUCAUCAGGAAGAGUUUCUUACAGACAGAGAGAAGAUGAGAGAUCCAGAACACACUGAAGAGACUGAAGAACAGACAGAGUUGGUUGGAGGUAACGAGGGGAAAGAAGAAUCGAGCGAAGUCGAGAUAGAUUGUUUGAGAAGUGGAGAGAAACCCAAACAGAAAAGACGGGCCACGAAAUCUUUGAGCUGCACUCAGUGUGGAAAGAGUUUCUCAAACAAACACCAUCUGGAGCUUCACAUGAGAGUCCACACUGGAGAGAAACCCUUCAGCAGCGGGAAGACGUUCCCGAGCGCUUUAGACCUGAAGAAUCACCUGACCGUUCACACCAAGGAGAAACCGCAUUCGUGCCAUUUGUGUGGAAACAGGUUUUCACAUCGACAGAGUCUGAAAGAACACGAGAAAAUACACAGCGGCGUGAGAGAUCACGUGUGCUGCGCGUGCGAGAAGACCUUCACCACGGCGCAGUGUUUAAAACGACACGAGAGGAUCCACACCGGAGAGAAACCCUACGAGUGUUCACACUGCCACAAGAGAUUCAGAGACUCAUCCAGCCUGAAGACACACGAGAUGAUCCACACCGGAGAGAGACCGCACGCCUGCGACCAGUGCCAGAAGAGCUUCACACUGAAGGCGAGGCUCACGGACCACAUGAGAGUCCACACCGGAGAGAAGCCCUUCACCUGUGGACAGUGCUGGAAGAGUUUCUCGCUGUCCGGACACUUCAAGAAACACAUGAACAUCCACACCAGAGAGAAGCUCUACACCUGCGCUCGCUGCGGGAAGACGUUCCUGAGAGCUUCGUACCUGAAGCAGCACCAGACCGUUCACACCAAGGAGAAACCGCAUUCCUGUGAGCUGUGCGGAAAGAGCUUUUCUCGUUUGGAGAAUUUGAAAGUGCAUCAGAAAACACACGCUGCGGUCAAAGAGUACGUGUGCUUCGAGUGCGAGAAGACCUUCACUACAGCGAGCCAUUUGAAGCAGCACCAGAAGAUCCACUCCGGAGAGAGACCUUACCAGUGUUCGCUCUGUGACAAGACAUUCAGUCGGAGAGGAACCCUGAAAAUACACCAGAGGACUCACUCCGGAGAGAGACCGUACGGCUGUGCUGCGUGCGGGAAGCGCUUCAAUCACUCGUCUGCUCUUCACAAACACACUAAACACUGUCGUCUUCAGGUCCAGCUCUUUCAGGUUUGAUGUGAGACAUCCCCGGAUGAGUGAAUAAGUAAAGUCCUUUUACUUUGUUACUGUACUUAAGUGCAUUUCUGUUUCCUCCUUGUUUAACUGAAGAAGGUUUAGCCACAACCAGCUGUUGAUUUGACCUGCUUAGCUCUGAUAGGUGACUGAUUAGUUAUUAUCUGAGUCAGUGGGAGCAUGUAGGGUUUAAACAGGAGCGGUGCGAGAACAGAGCCUUGUGGGACGCCGCCUCUUAGACUCAUGAUCUCUUAUACUCACACAAUAACCUCUCUCUCUUCUAGAUUGUGCUUUAACUUAACUUAACCUGCAGUUUUCAGGGAGUGUGGUGGUCCCAGGAAGAAGUGCUGUGUUCUCCUCUAAACAGACCUCUGAAGGUGUGACGGUCGAAGGCUGAAUGGUUGAGUUUUUCUGACUUCUUCACGACCGGAGGAUUUAUUCAUUGCCUUUCUGAUAUCACUGAUCUUCUCAGGAAGAAGGAAGCAAACCUAACUUCCUUCCCUGGGAAUCGGACUCUUCUGUGUCUGAAUGUGAAAAGCAGGUAUCAAGCGUUCUGACAUCCAGCGACAGAGUCCUGAAGAAACCAUGGAGGAGUAUGUGGCUGAGAGCACAGAGAGACGACGCGGAGGAAACUGAAAAGAGAAUAUUCUUCUGUCCGUGUGUUUCCUGGUGUCUCGGCACCGUCUGUGGUUUUCUCUUAGAUCUCUGAUCUCUUCUGACUCCAUAUUCGUGAAGUGGACUCUAUCCUCAUCUCUCUGCCUGCUGGAGUUGUCUGACUCAAUAAAAACGUCUGAUUUAUUAAACACA
Messenger RNA from Puntigrus tetrazona (Sumatra barb), 2368 nucleotides. Its product is annotated as oocyte zinc finger protein XlCOF26-like. Gene Ontology annotation, molecular function: RNA polymerase II cis-regulatory region sequence-specific DNA binding; DNA-binding transcription activator activity, RNA polymerase II-specific. Lineage: Eukaryota; Metazoa; Chordata; Actinopteri; Cypriniformes; Cyprinidae. Gene Ontology annotation, biological process: regulation of transcription by RNA polymerase II. The record is from RefSeq and is a predicted model, not a curated record. The transcript has 3 exons. Bases 404 to 1564 code for a protein of 386 amino acids. Gene Ontology annotation, cellular component: nucleus.